Molecule: messenger RNA, 3410 nt
Organism: Triplophysa rosa
Lineage: Eukaryota; Metazoa; Chordata; Actinopteri; Cypriniformes; Nemacheilidae
Product: potassium/sodium hyperpolarization-activated cyclic nucleotide-gated channel 2-like
Exons: 3
Coding region: 1971-3410 (479 amino acids)
Biological process (GO): transmembrane transport; monoatomic ion transport
Cellular component (GO): membrane
Molecular function (GO): monoatomic ion channel activity
Source: RefSeq, a predicted model, not a curated record
CUCUCCCUCUCCCUCUCCCUCUCUCUCUCUCUCUCUCUCUCUCUCUUCCACACAUUCAGUGACUUUUUAAUUCAAGGCAACUUUUUUUUUAACUUAUUUAAAGUUGAUGAUUUGUUUUGUAAAUCAUAAUAAAGAAGGAGAAGAAGAAUGUACCUCUGCUGAUGAUGAAACAUUUCAUAAAGUCUGUCUCCACAGAUGACAAACACACGUUGACUUGAGAGUUUCUGUAAAAUGUUCGGAAUGUUCAAGGGCGUUUUAUGAGUGCUGAAUAGGGGCAUGGGUAAGACACGGGUUUACUGUCAUCUUUAAUUUAUAGUCAUUUUAAAGAAAUUGUGUUUUAACUGGCCUGUCAUCACCAUGAACAAAAAAAUAUGAAAAGAGUUUUAAAGGGCUCAUGCCAUGUUUCUUAGAAUUAAACUUCUGGCUCAGUAAACAGCACUGAUGGGUUAAGAGGUAGAUGUCGGUCUAAUCUUGUUAUUGCUGCACACUAAAUAUGUUUUUAGAAAUUUUAGCAUGAUCCUAAUUUACUUCCAUCACGUGAUAGAUGUUAGCAGUGGUUUGUUUGUUUUUAUUCUGUUAUUAUAAGACAGAACAGACGAAUUUACUUGAAGCCAUAGUAACUGUGACAAUAAACUAGCUUACAUAUCAGUGCAAGGCCACUUAAAGGGACAGUUAAUCCCAAAACUAAAAUUCUGUCAUCAUUUACUCACUCUCAAGUUGUUCCAAAUCUGUAUAAAUUCCUUUGUUCUGUUGAACACAGAAAGAUAUUUGGAAGAAUGCUUGUAACCAAACAGUUCUUGGACCCCAUUGACUCCCAUAGUUGGAAAAUUGCUUUAUAAAUGUUCUGUUGCUUAUAAAUGUAAAUAUCUUUCUUCUGAACACAGAAGAUAUUUUGAAGAAUGUUGGACUGCGAACAGUUCUGCGGCACUUUUGACUACCAUUGUCAUUUUUCCUACUAUGGUAGUCAAUGGUGGCCAAGAACUGUUUGGUUAUAAAAAAUAUUAAAUAUAAAAAAAUAUUUAUACAGAUUUGGAACAACUCGGGGUGAGUAAAUGAAUUUUCAUUUUUGGGUGAACUGUCCCUUUAAGUGUCUCUUGGCCUUACACUGAGAUGUAAGCUAGUUUAUUGUCACCGUUAUGAAUGCCUUCAUGUAAAUUCAUCUAGUCUUUCUGAUCUACCUGAAAAUCCCUAAAAUGUACUCCUUAACACUGAGACCACAGACACGAUAAGCGCUUCCUCAUGUGCUGCUUUUCUUGAAAUGGAUUAAAGCUGUAAAAUGUGUCUGCAGAGAUGGCUCUCUUCUGCCUUUCUCAAGUAUGAACUUGCUGUAGUUAUUACAAGAAACGCGGUGUAGAAGCGAUCUCGACACUUCUCAAAGUCCUUAACCCAAAUUAUUGUUGUGUAGCUUGGAUCAAUUUUAAACAAUUGUAGACAUGAAUGACCUCUCACACCGUGUGACUUGUGGAGGUGUUGUCAUUAUUUUUCUAGCACGAUUAGAAAAAUAGAUUUUCUGAAGUAUAAAUCUCUAAAAAACGUUUUUUAAAUGAUCUCAUAGCAAUCCCAAGUGUCUGGAAAGGUUUUACACACACAAUUCCUCUCACGCCUUCAAAAGAUCUUUUCAAACUGUGUACCUUUUAAAAUCGCAGGCACCUUUUUUGGAACUUUGCCUUUUAUGCAAAUGAUCCCUAAAGCAUCACACUUAAAUGUGUCAUACCAGGAAGUGAGUGCCGGCAUUCUGUCCUGCAGACAGAGAGAGAGAGCUAGUGCUGGUCAGGUUAAACACUUCCCGAGUGGGAAGCAGACAGUGCAGUAGGGAGCAUGGCGACCUCAGUGACCUCUAGAGGAUAAAACGCCCCAUCACUGAAGGGACACGUUGCUUUUCUCUUUGCUGGGCUCAGACAACCUUUCAAUGUCAUUGCUUCUGGCUGUUCUCAAGAUAAUUACACACCCAAUCUGAUCCAGUGGAUGACAUGGACCGGAAUGAGCCGUCGCCCGGUUCAGAUGUCGCCAUGAAGAACAAAUCUGCCCAUAACAGCACAGCCGGGCACAACUGCACCGGUAACAUCGCCCCGAAGAGUUGCGUGGAGUCAAACCCCGAUGCCAACCUGAAACCCAAUCACGUCGCCAUGGAGGAGGCGGAUGAGGCGGAGGAAGAGUCCAAGUUUCAUCAUCCUCGACUGAGGAGAGCCGGCGGAGGAGGAGGGGGAGGGAACAGCAUCCGGAUUAAAAGCUGCACGCCAGGAGGAGGAGCCGCGACAAGGAGCUCCGCGCACCUUGAGUCCAGUGCCACAGAUGCGCGCCCGGGUGAAGCUGAUGCUGCGGGUCGCCACGACACCGUCAAAGGUAAAGCGUCAACCGUAGUGGCCAGCGUGACCGUGGAGCCUUGUAAUGUUGCAGGUGAAGCCGAAAGCAACACGCCAGCGCCGGUUUCCAGCAUGAAAUGCAACAAAAACGGAGAAUGCAGGCGGGACUCCGGUACGGGGAGCCUGCGGUCCAUCAUGUCCAAGCAGGAAGGGAAUAAACGGGCAGCCUGCAAUUCAACGACCAGCAUGGACGGAACCACCACUCCCAUCGGCUCCCUGACUCAGGACGCCGGCACGACGCCCGUUUCCAGCGGAGUCCCGGAGAAGAAGGACUCGAAAGUGUCCUUUUCCAACGCCCCGAGUCGGAAAGCCUCUUCCUCCAUCCACGGCACCCAGCAGCAGCCCCGGAACUCGGUGACGUUUCUCAAAUCCGAGGAUGGUCCUCAGAUCGUGGCCGAGGAUAGCGACACCAGGGACAGCCAGGCGAGCUUCAUGCAGCGGCAGUUCAGCAGCAUGCUGCAGCCCGGGGUGAAUAAAUUCUCUUUACGCAUGUACGGGAGUCAGAAAGCGGUGGAGAAAGAACAGGAGCGGGUGAAAUCUGCGGGCAACUGGAUCAUUCACCCCUACAGUGACUUCAGAUUCUACUGGGACUUUUCUAUGCUCCUCUUUAUGGUGGGCAACCUGAUCAUUAUCCCCGUCGGCAUCACCUUCUUCAAGGAAGAGACCACCACGCCCUGGAUCAUCUUCAACGUGGUGUCCGACACCUUUUUCCUCAUGGACCUGGUGCUGAACUUCCGCACAGGCAUCAUUAUCGAGGACAAUUCGGACAUCAUCCUGGAUCCCAAGACCAUCAAGAAGACGUAUCUGAGGACCUGGUUCGUGGUGGACUUCGUCUCGUCUAUUCCAGUGGAUUAUAUCUUCCUGAUUGUGGAGAGGGGCAUGGACUCAGAGAUGUAUAAGACAGCUCGGGCCCUGAGGAUUGUGCGUUUCACUAAGAUCCUGAGUUUGCUGAGGCUGCUGCGUCUCUCUCGUCUGAUUCGCUACAUUCAUCAGUGGGAGGAGGUAUGUAAUUCAUUUAACUGCACGGAACCAAUCGGUGACCAAUAG